This is a messenger RNA of Morus notabilis, 1602 nucleotides long. Its product is annotated as developmentally-regulated G-protein 2. The transcript has 12 exons. The coding region runs from base 93 to 1292 and encodes 399 amino acids. Gene Ontology annotation, cellular component: cytoplasm. Gene Ontology annotation, molecular function: GTP binding; GTPase activity. Lineage: Eukaryota; Viridiplantae; Streptophyta; Magnoliopsida; Rosales; Moraceae. The record is from RefSeq and is a predicted model, not a curated record. Gene Ontology annotation, biological process: cytoplasmic translation.
UAAACUCCUCCCCUGCUCUCAUCCCUCUCCCAGCUUCCAGCUCCGGCGAUCAUCGCCAACUCACUCUCAGUCACGCUGAAAAUUAAGGAAAAAUGGGGAUCAUAGAAAAGAUCAAGGAAAUUGAGGCCGAGAUGGCUCGGACUCAGAAGAACAAAGCAACAGAGUAUCAUCUUGGUCAGCUCAAGGCAAAGAUAGCAAAGCUGAGGACUCAAUUACUGGAGCCUCCAAAGGGUUCUAGCGGAGGAGGAGAAGGUUUUGAAGUAACAAAAUUUGGCCAUGGACGUGUUGCACUGAUAGGUUUUCCAAGUGUGGGGAAGUCAACGCUUUUGACAAUGUUAACGGGCACACACUCGGAAGCUGCGUCUUAUGAGUUCACAACACUCACAUGUAUUCCUGGCAUCAUACACUACAAUGACACAAAAAUUCAGCUUCUUGACCUUCCUGGAAUCAUUGAAGGUGCUUCUGAAGGCAAGGGCCGUGGAAGGCAGGUUAUUGCUGUUUCCAAGUCUUCUGAUAUUGUUCUGAUGGUCCUCGAUGCCUCAAAAAGUGAGGGUCAUCGGCAAAUAUUAACAAAGGAGCUGGAAGCUGUGGGUUUGCGUUUAAAUAAAAGACCACCUCAAAUAUAUUUCAAAAAGAAAAAAACUGGGGGUAUUUCAUUCAACAGCACUGUACCUUUGACUCAUGUGGAUGAGAAGCUUUGUUAUCAAAUUUUACAUGAAUACAAAAUUCACAAUGCAGAGCUACUAUUUCGUGAGGACGCGACAGUGGAUGAUCUUAUUGAUGUCAUUGAGGGAAAUCGUAAAUACAUGAAGUGUAUUUAUGUAUACAACAAGAUAGAUGUUAUUGGUAUUGAUGACGUGGACAAAUUGGCAAGACAACCUAGUUCUGUUGUUAUUAGCUGCAAUCUGAAGCUGAAUUUUGAUAGACUACUUGCAAAGAUGUGGGAAGAAAUGGGUCUUGUUAGAGUUUAUACAAAGCCACAAGGCCAGCAACCGGACUUCAGCGAUCCUGUAGUGCUAUCUACUGAUAGAGGUGGCUGCACUGUGGAAGACUUCUGUAACCACAUACACAGGAGUCUAGUGAAGGAUGUUAAAUAUGUGCUAGUCUGGGGUACAAGUGCCAGGCAUAUCCCCCAGCAUUGUGGUCUUGGUCACGGGCUUCAAGAUGAGGAUGUGGUUCAAAUUGUUAAGAAAAAGGAAAAGGAAGAGGGUGGAAGGGGUCGGUUCAAGUCGCAUUCAACAGCUCCUGCUCGAAUAGCUGACAGAGAGAAGAAGGCUCCAUUGAAGACAUAAUACUGUGAAGGGUUCUUGUCGUCCGUACAGAAGCUUCUUUAUGAGAAGCAGCGUUGGGAUCCCAAGUCAGAGGUCGAGUGGCUAUGCAAAUGAUGUGCCUGUGUUGCAUUUAAGCAUCAUUCAGAAUGUGACGAAUCUGGUUGUAGGUUCUCUCGUGCUUCAAUCAGUCUGCUCAUUAAAAUUGAUAAGGCUUUUGGCUCCGUAUGUUGUAAUCUUCAUCAUGAAGGUCUAGAAACUUCAGAGGUAGCACACUAUUUAUCGGGUUGGAAAUAUGACGAUUAUAUAUUAUUUCUACAAAUUGUUUUGACUC